This is a messenger RNA of Fusarium tjaetaba, 390 nucleotides long. RefSeq lists its product as uncharacterized. The transcript has a single exon. NCBI's taxonomy places the organism in Eukaryota, Fungi, Ascomycota, Sordariomycetes, Hypocreales, Nectriaceae. The record is from RefSeq and is a predicted model, not a curated record. Bases 1 to 390 code for a protein of 129 amino acids.
AUGCAUUUCUCCAAGCUCAUCCUGGCUGUUCUGCCUGCCUUCGCUCUCGCUAACGAGGGUACCACCACUCACACGUCCACCGCCGUCGUUACCAAGACCUACUAUCUCUCCCAGGUACACACAAUCACCGCCACUGGUGUGAGCACCACUGCUGUUGAGACUUCCGUCGAGGUUACUUCCACAGCCCUCGUUGAGGAGACCACCACCUUCUGGCCUGUUACCCAGAACAACACCACUCCCGUCUCUACUCCCAAGGCCUCUAACACAGCUGGUACCACGGGUGGUUCGUCCGAGCCCUCUGAGGUUCCUGGCAACGCCGGAUCUGCCGUCGCCGUCGGCAAGUUCGCUGUGGUCGGUGUUGCUGGUAUGGUUGCCGCUGCUCUUCUGUAA